AUGGGCGCAGGUGUGUUUGUGCGUGCGUGUGUUUUUGGCGUGUUUGUCUGCGGUGUGUCCGUGACCUUAUUACGACUGGCGAUGGCGACAGAUAACCAAAAAUCCAGGCUGAGAUGCCUCAUCUUAAAGCUGUCUCACAGGUCUCAAGUGUCAUCUAUGCAUGGUCACGAGGCGUCAUCCUGAAACACUGCAGACUUGUAAACAACGAGCGAUCAACAUCCCCGGCGGUCUGGUGGCGCAGCGGUUAGUGCCUGUCACCGACACAUGCAUCAUCAAAUAUCUGUCUUGGGUUCAAAUCUCGUCUCAGGCACGCUAUUCUUUCUCUGCAUGUGACAUCUGUUAUUACAGUCCUAGCUGCUUGCACGGCGUACAACACUGAUUCCUCCCCCUUCCUCCCAAAGUAAACUGUGUAGCAUGAUGACAACGCUUAUAUCUCUGCUAUGCGUUGUGACGUCAUUGUUACACACCCCAACACUUUUUUAUGACGUCAUCGAUCCCACCUCGAGUUCAGUCCCUGGAGACGCAAGAGGAAGGUGGGAGAUGUAGAGGAAGUCACGAGGCCGUACCCUGCUGUCUGCAGGGGGAGUGAACUGUGUGCAGACCGCGGAGGGUGAGGAAAGCGUCUGACUGCUGUGACUUUUCCUGAUAGAAGGUACCCAGGUUCAACGCAUGCUUGGUAUUCAAGAUGACGAGUAGAACCUCCCAGAGAGGAAGGCCUGAGGAAGUGGGGGGAAUCAGUAACCAUGACGACGAUGAUGCCAUCGAAUGUGGAGCAGGAAGCUGCCGACCUUCUUUCAUGCAGGGCUGUGCGAGAAUCGGGUGCUUCACGGCGGUGUACAGCUUGGCGGGCUUGUUCACGUCGACCCUGAGCAUCUACAUCAACUCGCAGAUCACUACCCUCGAGCGCCAGUUCGGCUUCAGCAGCUCCAUCAGCGGCCUCCUCAUGAGCUGCAACGACCUGGGCUACCUGCUGACCACCCUGCCCCUGUCUCACCUGGCGCGCCGCGUGCACAUCCCUCGCGCCCUCGCCGUCUGCACGCUGCUGUUCGGCUUCUCCGGCCUCAUCUGCACCAUCCCCUUCUUCGCCACCAGGGACAGCCUGUCGCUGAGCCCUAGGGCUCUGACGGAGAUGAAUGCUUCCGCCAGCGGAAGUAGCGCGAGCUUCAGGGCGCCGCUGUGCGUGCUGGACGUCAUGGCGAGCUCCGGGUGGGACAACGGCUCCCAGAUGGUCAACCUGUCGACGAGGGCAGAAGAAAGCUGCGCAGUGGAGGGACCCAGGAGGAAGGGGGCUAUUUCGGAGGAAUGGCAGGGCCUGGCCAUCGCGUGCCUCGCUCUGGGGAUGAUUUUUCAAGGCUUUGGCAAGUCUCCUCGUCAGACGUUCGUGGGCACGUACAUUGAUGACAACGUGCCCAAAACUAAAACCACGCUCUAUCUUGGAAUUAUUUCAUGUCUGAGUAUUUUCGGACCUGCACUGGCAUUUACUCUGGGUGGAGUGUUCACAACGAUGUACAUCACACUGGAAGACACCGGCAUGACGACUCGCGACCCUCGCUGGAUCGGAGCCUGGUGGUUAGGGUUUCUCUUGUUCGGAAUCUGUGGAAUAUUCGCCGCUAUUCCCCUCAUCUUCUUCCCGCGACGACUGCGACCGCAGCCAGAGCUGAAGGCGCUGCAAGAGAAGCGCAAGAGUGCUGCCAAGGGGAGGCCAUUCAUACAUGGCAUAAAAGAAUUUCUGAGAAGCCUCCUCCGUCUGGUACUGACACCCGUGUACAUUUUGAUAGUCAUCGGAAACUGCUGCAUGCUUUUCAGUGUGUCGGGUAUGAUGGCCUUCCUACCAAAGUACUUCGAGACGCAGUUCACGGUUCCUCCUUGGCAAGCCAACAUUACUAUAGGAGUUCUGAAUGUUAUGGCUGCUUCCGUUGGCACCUUAAUUGGCGGCUAUGUGACGUCACGCUUCAAGUUGCCUCCCCUGACCUGCCUGAAGGUGAUGCUGACCCUGUCCGCUGUGUGCACUGCCAUGAUCGCGUCCUUGUUCGCCCUGGGAUGUGACCAGCCACAGAUCGACAAGGGUGUGACCGCAGUGGGUGGCAGUAUCUCGAACACGUCACAGCCAUGUCAGUCCAGCUGCCAGUGCGAUGAGACACGUUACUUUCCUACGUGCGGCGCAAACGGCGUGACGUACUUCUCCCCGUGUCACGCUGGCUGCUCCGAGAACAGAGGCGUGUCCUACGGGAACUGCUCGUGCAUAGCAAUGCCCAGCAACACGUCACAUCCCACAGCGGAAGCAGUCCCCGGCCUGUGUUCUCAGAACUGCAACAUGUUAUAUCCGUAUGUUAUUCUGAGCUUCGUCUCUGCCCUGGGGUCCACAAUGAGCAUCAUGCCCGGUUUUGUCGUCAGCGUUAGAAGUGUGGCGGAGAGCGACAAGCCCCUGGCCAUCGGCUUCAGCGCCUUUUUGGUCACCCUGCUGGGCUGGUUUCCUGGCCCUGUCCUGUUCGGCCGGGUCGUGGAUUCCACGUGUCUGAUGUGGACUUCCGGCUGCGCGGGGGCUGGUUCGUGCGCCAUGUACGAUCUGCGUGCCUUUAGGUUUAUGUACCACGGUCUGUACGUCAGCUCGCGCGUGGCGAACUUCCUGUUCUACGUCAUCGCUUUUAUCGUCGCGACACAACUGAAACGACCUUUCUAUGCGCAUUGCGAGGCCGAAAAAACAGUUCCGACAACGCAGGAAGGGCGAGAACUCAUGUUGGGAGAGAACGGGAAGAACAGCGACAAAGUUUUCAAAGAGAUGGAGGACGAAGAACCCCUCGGUUCCGAACGUAUUUUUAAAGGUACGUCACGGCUGUGAACAUGACGUCAGGAACGUUAUUGGCGGGUGAUCACACUCACCUACGUCAUCUCUACGCCCUACCAGUCUUUCAGUUAUCUACGACUUUGUCACGUGUGUAAGUCGUACUUUCUUGCGUCUGCCUUCAGUUACGUAACCGCGAGAAAAAGUUACGUGACGUCAUGAACCACCAGCAUGGCGCACUGACAAGUCUUCCAUAUGACACUGACAAAGAUCCAGCAUGGUACUGAAAGAAUUCUCCAACACUACUAGGAAGUGUCCCCAGUCUGACAAUAUUCCAUGAAACGAAUCAUCCACCAUCAUGGCAUUGACUAGUCUUCGGUGUCAUUCCGACAGUUUCCAGCAGGACAAAGUCUGUAACGUCACUCUUGUCCUUUCACCAGCAGGACUGUGACAAGCUACCGUCACAGACCAAUGUCAAAUCACAACAUGACAUUAAUCAGUCAUUUUACUCAUGCUUACCUUAGAGUAAGAAUACUAUAAUUAACUUCAUCAGAGACUCAUCAGUCAGCCAGUCUCGAUGUGUUGUUGUAACACUUCAAACUUCUAAUGCUCUUGUCCUACAAGAAGUCCUGCUUGUGGUUCCACACAAUCUAAAAAUACACUUUUAUUACCCGGACUUUAAGACACUAAAUUUUCGAGAAAGCCUAGGGUAUGUUUGUGUCCGUUGUACUGGCUGAUUUUUUUGCGUUGAAUUCUAAACUGGUGGUGUGACGUAUAUGUACGUGAAAUCCACCGGCACGUUAAUGAGUGACGUGCUUACAGAGUACAGCCGCGAAACUUGCUGUCCGUUAUUUGUAAUAAUAAACAGUACAAUUGUGUAUGCUGCUUUACAUAUGAAAAUCGUAGACUGUAAGGAGCUUGUUGUGGUAAGUAUCAUACAACAUAAUAUCAAGCCAAUAAAGUGAUCCGCUUAAAGGUUA
Pomacea canaliculata is the source of this 3762-nucleotide messenger RNA. RefSeq names its product solute carrier organic anion transporter family member 2A1-like. The transcript has 11 exons. Gene Ontology annotation, molecular function: protein binding. Gene Ontology annotation, biological process: sodium-independent organic anion transport; transmembrane transport. Bases 686 to 2839 code for a protein of 717 amino acids. Lineage: Eukaryota; Metazoa; Mollusca; Gastropoda; Architaenioglossa; Ampullariidae. The record is from RefSeq and is a predicted model, not a curated record. Gene Ontology annotation, cellular component: membrane.